CAAUCUGAGACAUCCUGUACAAAAAGAAAAAACAAAUACGAAUACGAAGUGCAUCCGAUUUAAAUUUACCGCGCAUCAAUGUGCAGUUAGUGCAUUGGAAUGCAGCAAUGGCGGUAAAAUAUUACCAUUAAUCAAAUGACUCAGUGAUUGUGGCAUUCGCGAACGCGUUGAAUACCUUACUUCAAGUAUAUAUUGACAUAUUUAUUUAAAAAAUAAGUUAAAUACCUAUCCAUGAAUCCAUUUGUGUACAAAUACAUACGUGAAAACAAUAAAAGCUGAUAAAACUAUAUUUAAUGGACUUGUCUGAUACUAUGCUGCUUCGUAAGCAAUAACGUGAAUGUAGGUUAGAUUUCAUACAAAACACUCGUAAUCAAAUAUUGUUCAAAAUCUACUAUCCAUAAUAAUUCACAAAAGAAAAUUAUCAAGCACAACUGUAAACUAUGUUUGAAAUCACGGAUACACAAAAAAUUGGAGUUGGGCUUGCAGGAUUUGGAAUAUCAUUUUUAUUCCUUGGAAUUUUAUUAUUCUUUGAUAAAGGCUUACUUGCAAUUGGGAAUCUCCUUUUUAUUUCGGGUCUGGCUUGCGUCAUUGGACCACGAAGGACUUUAAGCUUCUUUUUCCAAUGGCACAAAAUCAAAGCCAGUGCAUCCUUUUUAGGUGGUAUUUUUGUUGUACUGAUGGGUUGGCCAAUUGUUGGAAUGAUUAUAGAAACUUAUGGUUUCAUACUGUUAUUCAGUGGCUUUUUACCAGUAGCAAUAAGCUUUUUGAGAAGAGUUCCUAUACUAGGAACCAUACUCAAUAUGCCAGGUCUUAGUCGAAUUUUAAAUAAAAUAGCUGGUGAUACAAACAGAACAACGGUAUGACCUACUUCAAGUUUUCAUAUCAUAUUGGUGUAUAUAAAAGUAAUUGUGUCAUGGUGUAUCCCUAAUUUGUCAUUCCUUCUAUGAACUUUUUCAAACUUUGUACAAACAUGUAAAAGGGUUUAAUAUCUCUUUUACAUUAUUUAAGUAUUAAAUAUAAGACCAAUUGUACUAUAUUUCCUCUUUUUAAUGUUAAAAUUAUAAGAUAAGAUACCA
Molecule: messenger RNA, 1076 nt
Organism: Polistes canadensis
Lineage: Eukaryota; Metazoa; Arthropoda; Insecta; Hymenoptera; Vespidae
Product: vesicle transport protein GOT1B
Exons: 4
Coding region: 441-863 (140 amino acids)
Biological process (GO): endoplasmic reticulum to Golgi vesicle-mediated transport; retrograde transport, endosome to Golgi
Cellular component (GO): membrane; endoplasmic reticulum
Source: RefSeq, a predicted model, not a curated record